GGCUUUCUGGAGAAGUGAGUUGGUCUCCGAGGAACCAAGGCCGAGAGGGAGACCGAGCCUUUGGGGGCCUCUGCCAGCCGCGGGGCCGCGCCGGAGCGUCACCGUCGCCUCAUUCUGCUUCUCUGCUGAGGCGCCGCGCGGCCGGACAGCGGGUCCAGGCCUAAGCCGGGCGCCCAGGGCCUUCCGGGGCCACCCGGGCUCAGCAUGCCCGGGGUGAAGCUGACCACCCAGGCUUACUGCAAAAUGGUGCUGCACGGCGCCAAGUACCCCCACUGCGCCGUCAACGGACUCCUGGUGGCCGAGAAGCAGAAGCCGCGCAAGGAGCACCUCCCGCUGGGCGGCCCGGGCGCGCACCACACCCUCUUCGUGGACUGCAUCCCCCUUUUCCACGGCACCCUGGCCCUCGCCCCCAUGCUGGAGGUAGCUCUCACCUUGAUUGAUUCAUGGUGCAAAGAUAAUAGCUAUGUGAUUGCUGGUUAUUAUCAAGCGAAUGAGCGUGUGAAGGACGCCAGUCCAAACCAGGUUGCUGAGAAGGUGGCUUCUCGGAUUGCUGAGGGCUUCGGUGACGCCGCGCUCAUCAUGGUAGACAACACGAAGUUUACAAUGGACUGCCUCGUGCCUACGGUCCACGUGUACGAACACCAUGAGAACAGAUGGCGGUGCAGAGACCCACACUAUGAUUACUGUGAAGACUGGCCUGAAGCCCAGAGGAUCUCAGCCUCACUCCUAGACAGCCGGUCCUAUGAAACCCUUGUGGAUUUCGACAAUCACCUGGAUGACAUUCGGAAUGACUGGACAAACCCCGAAAUCAACAAAGCUAUUCUGCACCUGUGUUAG
Molecule: messenger RNA, 837 nt
Organism: Orycteropus afer afer
Lineage: Eukaryota; Metazoa; Chordata; Mammalia; Tubulidentata; Orycteropodidae
Gene: EMC8
Product: ER membrane protein complex subunit 8
Cellular component (GO): EMC complex
Source: RefSeq, a predicted model, not a curated record